Beta vulgaris subsp. vulgaris (sugar beet) is the source of this 2057-nucleotide messenger RNA. RefSeq lists its product as hypothetical. The transcript is spliced from 4 exons. The record is from RefSeq and is a predicted model, not a curated record. The coding region runs from base 269 to 1591 and encodes 440 amino acids. Lineage: Eukaryota; Viridiplantae; Streptophyta; Magnoliopsida; Caryophyllales; Amaranthaceae.
AUUAUAGCAACAGACCACGUCUUCCUCCUCCUCUCAUUCUCAUUUCUCUCUCCUCUCAAAUUUCAAUUUUGAAAAAAAAAAAAUUUCCAAUUCUUCUUCCAAAGGUUAAGGAAAAGAGACAAUACUCCCAAAACGCCAUCGUUUUCACCUUUUCCCACCUCUUCUUCCUCUUCUCACCGCCUUUUACUCUCUCUUUAGGGUUGUGAUUUCAAAUCCUCCAUUUUUCUCUCUCCUCUCUUAACUCUUUCUCUCUCUUCUCGAAGGAGAGAUGCCAACGUUUUCAGCGAUACAAUUCGAUCGAUAUCUGGAGCCCGGAGCUUCCAAAACGACGUCGUUUAACAAAAACCAGAAGAUUCCAGAUGUUUCGGAAUCUCCAAUCCUCGAAAAUCGCAAUUCAACGACGUUACCAAUCGAAGAUCUGAAAUCUUCUUCUAGAAGGCAAGAUAUUCCGCCGCAACAUCCUCGCUUACGUCGCCGGAAUUCCACGUCAUCACCAGCGAGAGCGCAGAUUCAUCCAUCGUUAUACACAACACCAGAAUCUACUCCUCUUCCUGACUCACCUACGUCAUCAUUUCCACCUUCUUCUCCUUACAUCAUCAACCACAAGAGACGGGGCCCACGCCUUCUCAAGAGCUUAUCCGACCAAAACGUGGCUGCUGCCGUCGUUGUUGCUUCGGAGAGUAAUCAUACGAGGAGCUUGUCGGAGGAACACGUGUCGAUUGAGAGACAAGACGAGCAGUUUGAGGAGAAAUUGAACGAUGAUGUUUUGGUGGUUGAGGUUGAGGAGAAGGAGAGUAGAGUGAAUGGUGAUGUUUUGAUGAGAGAGAAUGGUGAGAGUGAGGAUUUCUAUGACCCGCAGGAAACUAUGAGCUUUUCCGGCACCGCCGAUAGCGAGGAUUGCGGUGGUGAGAGGUCUGCUAAAGCUUACACCCCCGUGGGAGAGUUCUAUGAUGCGUGGGAUGAACUCUCCUCUGAUAGUGGGCUACAAGCAGUAGCACAACGCUCUCUUAGUGACGUUGAGAUUGAGCUACGGGAGAUGAGGCUGAGUUUGUUGAUGGAGAUUGAAAAGAGGAAGCUAGCAGAAGAAGCUCUACAGAGCAUGCAACAACAGUGGCAAAUUCUGCGAGAGAAGUUAGGGGCUGUUGGAUUGAUACUUCCAGCAGAUCUUACUGCUUUGGCGGAGGAUAGCCCAGCAGAUGCUAGUCCUAUUGAAGAGAUUUGUCGACAAAUCCAACUGGCACGUUUUGUGUCGGAAUCUAUUGGGAGAGGGAUUGCGAAGGCUGAAGCUGAGGCAGAGAUGGAAACUCAGAUGGAAAUGAAGAACUUUGAGAUUGCCCGUUUGACUGAUAGAUUGCAUUAUUAUGAGACUAUGAAUCGGGAAAUGUCUCAGAGGAACCAAGAAGCCAUUGAGAUUGCACGGCAUGAAAGACAGAAAAGGAGGACAAGACAAAACUGGGUUUGGGGAACGUUACUUGUUCCAACCAUUACCCUCGGCAUUGGAGCUUUGGCAUGGUCUUAUUAUCCAAGUGGAAAAGGAUCAUCUUCAAGCCAACAUCCUGAAGCCUCUCAAGCUGACAGCAACAAGAAGUGAUUAGCUUCGUCAUACGAAAAUAGUGUCAUAUUCUAGGAAGAAAUAAUUCGACAAAGUCUGGUGCAUUUGUGCAAUGUGCAUAACAGCCGUUUUUCACAUUUCCGGGUUGCAUAUCUUUGUGCUAUGCAGAAUGUAUAGUUUGGGAAAAUAAUGUUACUUUACUUCUGAAGACCAGCCUCUAUUCGGGCAAUGCUGGAAUGCUUGUUGGAAGGUGAAAGAUCAGGAUGAAUCCCUUGUGCUAGGAUGAGGUAUUGUCUCGUUCUAGGUGCGAAGGAUUCCUAGAGAACUCUGAAAAGUGUAAGUGUAAGUGUUAGUGUAUUUAUUGUGGCGCAAUUUUGAAAAGAACAUAGAAAGGGCAUGGAAAGGGCCUAAAUUUUGAAAAACUUCUAAUUUGUAGUGUGCCUGGCUGCCUGCUUGGUUUAUUGGGAUAUUUUAGUAUGAUAAAAGUACAAAUAGAUUACCUGUA